AUGUCUGCCAUCAACAACGCUGAAGCUAGCGUCGGUCAACCUCUUGACCAGACCAAGUCUUCCAACAACCCAUCCCUUGCCAUCCCCGGUGAUGCUGUUGAUGAUGGAACCGACAACGCUGUCGAGGUUCCCGCAACUCGCUCACAAGUCGCCGAUGUAUCAGGAUACAUGCACAACCUCUCCCUCUCGCCAUCCAUGAAGGAGAGGCGAGGCUCGCGUAACUCUUUCGGUGCCUCGCUUCCCAUCCCACGGUCAAAGAGGCAAUCAAGGUUGUCAUCUGUCCACUACCCAGACGGCCGCGGCGCUGCGCAGCGACCCGGAAUGCCUCCCAUCCAGCCUUCCCGCGACAUCAUUGCUGCUCAGCUCCAGGACCUUGCUGGCGAGAAGGUCCGCGCCGCAAAGGACAUGGCAUUCGUCUUCGAUAUCGACGGUGUCCUCGUCCACGGUGACCGCCUGAUCCCAGAGGGCAAGCGUGUCCUUGAGAUCCUCAACGGAGACAACGAGCUCGGCAUUAAGAUUCCUCACAUUUUCCUUACCAACGGCUCUGGUAAGCUUGAAGGCCCUCGUUGCGAGCAGCUUUCCAAGAUCCUGCACAACCCAAUCUCCACCGACCAGUUCAUCCAGUCGCACACUCCUAUGCGCGCUCUGGCAGAGUACUACAAGACCGUCCUUGUCGUCGGUGGUGAGGGCUACAAGUGCCGUGAGGUCGCCGAGGAGUACGGCUUCGAGAACAUCGUCGUCCCCAACGACAUCAUCGCAUGGGACCCUACCAUCGCUCCUUACCGCGUCUUCACCGAUGAGGAGCGCAAGACCUCGCGUCCCCGUGACUUUUCCAAGGUCAACAUCGACGCCAUCAUGGUCUUCUCCGACUCCCGCGACUACGCCACCGACAUGCAGAUCAUCAUGGAUCUGCUGCAGUCGGAGAACGGCCGCUUCGGAACCCGCGCCAAGGACCCCGUGUCCCAGCGUAUCCCCAUCUACUUCUCCCAGGGCGACAUGCUGUGCCCCACCGAGCACCCGUUCCCCCGCAUGUCGCAGGGCGCCUUCCGCAUCGGUCUCGAGGCCAUGUACAAGUCGCUCACCGGCGUUGACCUCGAGCGUGUCGUCUACGGCAAGCCUGAAUUGGCUACCUACAAGUACGCCGACGAGGUGAUUGCCAGCUGGAUGGAGCAGAUCCACAACGAUGAGCGCCUGCCCGCCAACAUCUACAUGAUCGGUGACAACCCGGCUUCCGAUAUCAUCGGUGGUAACAUGUACGGCUGGAACACUUGCCUGGUGCGCACUGGUGUGUUCCAGGGCGGCGAGAACGACGAGGAGAACCCCGCUAGCUUCGGCGUGUUUGUCAAUGUUCUUGAGGCUGUCAAGACGGCUAUGAAGAAGGAAUUGGGCCAGGACUUCAACUUUGAGUUUGACGAGAAGAUCAACCCUGUUCUUCACGGUGAUCCUUCUGCUUCUGCUAUUGCUUAA
Molecule: messenger RNA, 1467 nt
Organism: Parastagonospora nodorum SN15
Lineage: Eukaryota; Fungi; Ascomycota; Dothideomycetes; Pleosporales; Phaeosphaeriaceae
Exons: 1
Coding region: 1-1467 (488 amino acids)
Biological process (GO): glycerophospholipid biosynthetic process
Cellular component (GO): mitochondrion
Source: RefSeq, a predicted model, not a curated record